Molecule: messenger RNA, 1179 nt
Organism: Miscanthus lutarioriparius
Lineage: Eukaryota; Viridiplantae; Streptophyta; Magnoliopsida; Poales; Poaceae
Source: the annotation of a GenBank genome assembly
AUGCCGCCGCCGCCGCCGCGCAACUCCACUCCCCGCCUCGCGCUCCCCGCCAUGGCCCGAUCCCGAUCCCAGUUCCAGUCCCAGGCGGACCUCGACUUCCCGUCCCUCAUCUCCGACCUCACCUCCCUACUCCUCCACUCCCCCGCCGGCACCGCCGCCUCCGGCCCUGUCUUCUCCUCCUCCUCCCUCUCCAUCCCCACCCCGACUCCCAAACCCAAGCCCAGUCCCACUCCCACUCCCACAUCAGCCGUCCCGACCCCGACCCCGCUGGCGCGCGCGGCCAUCGGGGCCUGCGCGGGAGCGGCGGCGGGGGCCUUCACCUACGCGGCGCUGCUCCCGAUCGACGCCGUCAAGACGCGGCUCCAGGUGCAGGCGGCCGCCGCGCCGUCGGCCACCUCCUGGCAGGUCUUCCUCGACAUCCUCCGCACCGACGGUCCCCUCGGCCUCUACCGCGGCCUCUCCGCCGUCAUCCUCGGCUCCGCCUCCUCCUCCGCCGUCUACUUCGGCACCUGCGAGCUCGCCAAGUCGCUGCUCCGCCCGCACCUCCCGCCCUUCCUCGUGCCGCCGCUCGCGGGGGCCAGCGGCAACGUCUCCUCCUCCGCCAUCAUGGUACCCAAGGAGCUCAUCACGCAGCGCCUCCAGUCGGGUGCCGCCACGGGCCGCUCCUGGCAGGUGCUCCUCGGCAUCCUCCGCGCCGACGGCUUCUUCGGCCUCUACGCGGGCUACGCCGCCACCCUGCUUCGCAACCUCCCCGCGGGCGUGCUCAGCUACUCCUCCUUCGAGUACCUCAAGGCGUUCACGCUCAAGCGGCGUGCCGGGGAGAGCCUCACGCCCGGGGAGAGCGUCCUCUGCGGCGCCCUCGCGGGAGCAAUCUCUGCUGCGCUCACCACCCCGCUCGACGUAGUCAAGACGCGCCUCAUGACCAGGGUCGGCGCCGAGGGCAGCCGCACCGUGCUCGGCACCAUGAGGGAGGUCGUCGCCGAGGAGGGGCUCGUCGGCCUGUCCCGUGGCAUCGGGCCACGGGUGCUGCACAGCGCGUGCUUUGCCGCGCUCGGCUACUGUGCCUUCGAGACCGCGAGGCUUGCCAUCCUGCAGUGCUACCUUGAACGCUGCCAAAUCAAGGCCAAGGCCGAAGCACAGCCUGAGAUGGAGCCUGGAGUUGCUGCUGCUGCUACUUGA